GGUAGGUACCACCGGUAUUAUUAGCCUAUGAAAAAUACCCCAUUCUCCUUUCGUUCGUUACAUCGGUUAAUGGGAUUCUUAUCAUAGAAAAUAUGAUUUUAAAGCCAUCUGGCAAGGUAGAAGGGCCCAAGGCUAAAGGGGGGCCAAGUCCAGCACAAGAUAAGAAUAUUGGAAUUCUGCUUUUCGUGUUAGAUGGAAUAAUCAUAGUUGCUGCUAUUUUCCUGUUGAUGGGAAAACCAACUUGCCCUGAUCAAAUGGAAGGCAGCAGAGAUCAACUCGCAGCAGAUUACAAUUUCGCCGGUGUUGGAAACGUUGACCUCCAGCGAUAUGGACACGAGAGCCCCACAUAUAACCAAUUUAAGCCAUCGUCUUAUGGCAGUUCGAGCUACGGAUCAAGUGGAUCAAGCUAUAGUUCUGGAUGGGGUUUCAUUUCUUCAUUAAUUGGUGGCAGUCCAGUGUCGGAAAUUCAUGGGCCCUCAUCGGGAUCAAGUUAUCAAACACCAACAACUAGUUAUGGAUCAACAUAUAGUUCAGUUUACAAUCCUGGGUCAUCUACAUCGGGUUCCGGGUCAACAUAUGCAUCCAGUUAUAGCUCAGGUUCAUCAUACUAUUCGUCUGGAUCGCCGUAUGGAUCAAGUUCGGGAUACGGUUCAUCGGGUUCCACUUCGACAUACGGUUCGAAUUAUGCUUCAGGAUCAUCAUCCUCCGGUUCUGGAUCAAGUUCGGGAUAUAGUUCAAGUAGCAGUUACGGGUCGACAUACGGAUCGAAUUAUGGUUCAGGAUCAUCAUCUUCCAGUUCUGGAUCAUCAUCUCCCAGUUCUGGCUCAACAUAUGGAUCGAACUAUGGUUCAGGAUCAUCAUCUUCCAGUUCUGGAUCAUCAUUUCCCAGUUCUGGCUCGACAUAUGGAUCGAACUAUGGUUCAGGAUCAUCAUCUUCCAGUUCUGGAUCAGCAUCUCCCAGUUCUGGCUCGACAUAUGGAUCGAACUAUGGUUCAGGAUCAUCAUCCUCCGGCUCGGGAUCAUAUUAUGGAUCAAGUUCGGGAUAUGGUUCAACUACAAGUUACGGAUCAAAUUAUGGUUCAGGAUCGUCAUCUUCCGGUUCUGGGUCUUAUUCCGGAUCCAAUUAUGCUUCAGGGUCAUCGCCUUCCGGUUCGGGGUCGUAUUAUGGAUCAAGUUCGGGAUCUAGUUCACCUACCACUUACGGAUCGACAUACGGAUCAAAUUAUGGUUCAGGAUCAUCAACUUCUGGUUCUGGGUCACCUUAUGGAUCAAAUUAUGGUUCAGGGCCAUCAACUUACGGUUCUGGGUCACCUUACGGAUCAAGUUAUGGUUCAGGGUCAUCGACUUCCGGUUCUGGGUCGUCUUAUGGAUCAAGUUAUAGUUCGGGAUCGCUUUACGGAUCAGGUUCGGGAUACAAGCCAUCUGGUCCCGGUUCUGGAUCAACAUUUGGAUCUACGACAAGCACGCCACCCUCUGGUUUUGGGUCAUCGUCCGGAUCAAGUUCGGAUAGCAAGCCAUCUGGUUCCGCCUCGGGAUCAUCCUCAUUUCUCUCUGUCAGCUCAUUAUGGGACAGUGUACCGAUAGAAGAAGAGGAGGAGGCACCAAAUCCUAUCACGGCGUUAAAUACAGCCGCAGCUAUCACACCAGAGAACAAAGGAACUACAAUAUCCGAUGCUAGCUAUCCAUAUAGUGAUCUUGUCGAUAUCUACAAAGAAGAUAUCAUCACCAACACCAAUUUUAAGUGCGGCUCUACAGAAGCAAAACCCAAUUUACAAACAGGAAGAAUUGUAGGAGGCGGCGAAGCAGUUAAACACAGCUGGCCAUGGACAGUUGCUCUUAUGAUGCGUACUGGAAUGUGGAACGGUCACAUAUCCUUCAUGGCGUCAUGUGGAGGUACAAUCGUUUCUCCCAGGCAUGUCAUUACAGCGUUUCACUGUUUCAAAAAUAAAGCAAAAAGUGAUGACGUUAGCUUAUCAAUACUCGAUGGAGAUCCCAAUUACAAUAGAAGAGUGUUCAUCGGAAAACAUGAUGUCACAAAAAUAAUAGGAGAGGAGUAUGAGCUCGCAGUUGUGCGACCACAUCCAAGGGGAAACAUGAAUCUAAUAGUGAACGAUAUAGCUUUAAUCACAACCAAAAAAGAGAUUAAGUUUACUGAUAGAGUGCAACCUGCAUGUCUUCCGAAGUUUAAAGUGAUAAAGCCAGCAGGCACGCAAUGUUGGGCUGUCGGAUGGGGGAAUACGAAAGGCACCGGUGAUGAAGGUGUACUAAAGCAAAUACGACUUCCAAUCGUAAGUCUGAAGGAAUGCGCUAAGGAGUUGGGGUUGGAAGAACAUAACAAUCAUGAUAGUAUUUCACUGUGCGCAGGGGGAGACAUGGGCCGGGAUACUUGUCAAGGAGACAGCGGAGGUCCUCUCUAUUGCUUUGACGAUGGAAAAGCAACAGUAUACGGCGCUACAAGCUGGGGUUACGGAUGUGGAAAAGGGACUGCUGGUGUAUAUGCUCCUACUUCUUUCAAUUUGCGUUGGCUUUGCUGCUUCAUGGCCAAUAUUCCAAGUUGUCGAGGUGUCAGUUGUGAUCCGGAUCCACAGUUUACAUAACAUGUCUGUUUUGAGAUUGUUUUAUUGAAUAAAGUUUGCGGUUGUCAUAGUUCCGUUGCUAUCUUUAUACAAUACAACAUUGCUCUCCGUGCUGAUAUUUGUUUCAAUAUUUUUAUACAUUAAAUAAAAUGACAGUGUAUGAAAUAGUAAAA
Messenger RNA from Styela clava, 2749 nucleotides. RefSeq lists its product as uncharacterized. The record is from RefSeq and is a predicted model, not a curated record. Lineage: Eukaryota; Metazoa; Chordata; Ascidiacea; Stolidobranchia; Styelidae. Gene Ontology annotation, molecular function: serine-type endopeptidase activity. Gene Ontology annotation, biological process: proteolysis.